AUUGAAGAAGAAAAAGGGCAAGCAAAGUUACCCUUCACUGAUACGCAUGGACGUGCUCACAACUAUCUCCGAAUAUCACUUACCGAAAAAUGCAAUCUUAGAUGCCUUUAUUGCAUGCCAGAAGAGGGGGUGGCACUCUCUCCAUCAAAAAAUCUACUCCAGUCAGAUGAAAUCGUCCGACUUGUUGCUAUAUUCGCUAAGCAUGGUGUUGACAAAAUCCGGUUGACAGGAGGAGAACCAACUAUAAGGGAGGAUAUAAUCGAGAUUGUAGCAAGGAUAAAGAAUGUCCCCGGAAUUAAGGAUAUUGCGUUAACCUCCAAUGGUAUAGUACUAGCAAAGAAACUACGUCAACUGCAAGAAGCUGGCGUCACAAAGGUUAAUAUCAGCUUGGAUACAUUAGACCAACACAAGUUCCUCUUACUGACCAGAAGGAAUGGAUUCACAAAAGUCAUGAAAUGCAUCGAACUUGCAGAAACAUUGUUCCCUAUUGUGAAAGUUCGUUACUUUACUGGUCCUAUAAUAAAUACGGUGGUGAUGAGAAAUGUGAAUGAUGAUGAGGUCAACGAUUUCGUUGAGUUAACGAAAAACCGCAGAUUAGAUGUUCGAUUUAUCGAAUAUAUGCCGUUUGUGAUUACCGAAUUUCAGGCCUACAAAGUGUUAGGAUCUAAAGGGCAGUUUGGGUUCAUCACAUCAAUGAGCGAGCAUUUCUGUGCGACAUGUAAUCGUUUGCGCAUAACCGCCGAUGGGAACCUGAAGGUUUGUCUCCACGGCACUGCAGAAGUGAGUAUGCGGGAACUUCUGCGAAGCGGUGCUUCGGAGGAGGAGAUUUCAGAAGUGAUAGAGAAGGCGGUGUGGGGCAAAAAGAAACAACAUGCGGGGAUGGAAAAUCUGCAACAUAUGCCCAAUCGUCCGAUGAUUCUCAUUGGAGGUUAACU
This is a messenger RNA of Strongylus vulgaris, 935 nucleotides long. Lineage: Eukaryota; Metazoa; Nematoda; Chromadorea; Rhabditida; Strongylidae. The record is from the annotation of a GenBank genome assembly.